GCAUCUCAGUCACACCCAGGCAUUCCAACAGGUAUCUCUGCAGUGAUGUGGGAUCUUUAAAAGGUUACAGCAAGGAGAUAUAAAUAUGGAUGAGUCAUUAACAGUGUUCAGUCACAAUUUGUUUUCAAUCUGAACAUUUUCCAUAGUCCAUCUUCUGCAGAAAACAGAAGUAAAGGAGUUACCUGUACAGCAGGAGCCAUGUCUCAUGUCACGUCUCUGAAGCUUGUGCUUGUGGGAAAGGCGGGAGCUGGGAAAAGCUCGGCAGGAAACACCAUCCUCGGAAAAGAAGAAUUUACAGCAGGUUUUAGUUUCAAUGCUGUAACUACUGAAUGUCAGAGAGGAGAGGGGGAAGUAGAUCGUAGGACAGUCACAGUGGUCGACACACCAGGUGUGGCUGACUUGCAUGUUUCUGUGGAGGAUGCAAAAGACAGGGUAGCAGAAUGUUUCCCAAUGAGCGCCCCAGGACCAGAUGCAUUCCUGCUGGUGAUAAAAUUGGGCCUGUUUACACCAGAGGAGAAACAAGCAGCAGACGUGAUUCAAGAAGUGUUUGGUGCGGCUGCUUUAAAGCAUACUAUAGUCCUAUUUACCCAUGGAGAUCAACUGGAGAACCCUGAUGAUCUAGAGACGUCAGUAAAGAAAUGUGAUGAGCUCACGAUUCUUCUUGAUAAAGUAAGAUGGAGGUAUCAUGUUUUUAAUAAUAAAAUUGAUGAUCGUACCCAAGUAAUUGAACUCCUGAAUAAGAUUGAUCAAAUGGUGGGUGAGCGAGGACGCUACACCAGAGAGCUGUUCCAGAAGGCAGAUGAGAAGAGAAAACAGAAACAGGAGAAGGAGCGCUUGAGGAGAGAAGAGGAAGAACUCAGACAAGAAUGGUAUGAAAAACCAGAAUUGAGGAUAUUACUGAUCGGGAAGUCUACGGCAAGUAACAGGAUUGCAAGCAAAAUCAUCCUGGAAGAGAGAUUCCAGUAUCCAGAUACAGAAGGAUGUCAAAAAAUAAAUGGAGAAGUGCUUGGGAGGAGAGUAAGUGUGGUUGAAACUCCAGGACUCUCUGAUGCAUGCAGAAAGUCAGAGAAAGAAAUCAUGCAUGAAAUCCUGUCGUGCAUCUGCCUUACUUCACCAGGACCUCAUGCCUUUGUCAUUGUAGAAAGGUCUCGAGAGGAAAGUGCUGAGAGGAAGAACAUUUUGAAGCUGACCGAAGAUGCAUUUGGUGGCCAGCCCUUGUAUGUAAUAUUCCUGGCCAUUGAAAAGCGUUAG
Molecule: messenger RNA, 1251 nt
Organism: Anguilla anguilla (European eel)
Lineage: Eukaryota; Metazoa; Chordata; Actinopteri; Anguilliformes; Anguillidae
Product: GTPase IMAP family member 4-like
Exons: 4
Coding region: 199-1251 (350 amino acids)
Molecular function (GO): GTP binding
Source: RefSeq, a predicted model, not a curated record